Nothoprocta perdicaria is the source of this 1817-nucleotide messenger RNA. RefSeq lists its product as uncharacterized. Bases 206 to 1327 code for a protein of 373 amino acids. The record is from RefSeq and is a predicted model, not a curated record. NCBI's taxonomy places the organism in Eukaryota, Metazoa, Chordata, Aves, Tinamiformes, Tinamidae. The transcript has 2 exons.
UAGAAGGCUCUUUGAGUAUCAGUUAAUUGAUGUGAAUGUAUGCAGAGUGCUCUGGGCAGGUCUGGGUGCUUGCUUCUCCAGAGGUGUGAAGCUGCUUCUUGGAUAAGAGUGUCACAGAGCUCCCUGCUCAUCUCCUUCCGGUGUGGAACUUGUGACGGUCCCUUGAGGAGAAGGCCCUUGUGCAGGCGCUCCUGUCAACCCAGCAAUGGGAGRAAUAUUCAGCAAGAACAGGAGGCUCCGUGUGUUCCCCAAAAAAGUUGCCUUUUUUAAGGCCAAGGGGAGAAAGAUGCAGGGGACUGCGUGUACUUUCCAGGAUGCUUCAACGUGGACUGGAGAGAACCACUUUCAGUCGGCACGUAUAGGACGGACUCAAAAAGUUCUUGAAGCUGCUYCUGCUGAGGAACUCGAGCCUGAGGCUGCUGAAGGUAAGCCUGCUGCCCGGGCUCCAGGAGAGCAGGCUGCAUGCGUGCAUGCACCACACGCUGAGCCCCCAUGCGCUGCUGCUGCUCAAGAUGCACAGGAUGCUGAAGAGCCACGAGAGCCUGAAGCCGAGCCUAACCUAGAGGAGAUGCAGAACGAGGAAGGUGCCCAAGAGACAACUGGGGAAUCCCAGGCUGGUGGGCAAAGCACCCGGGAGGCUGGCACAGCUCCAGCUGCUCUGCAUCCUGCUCAUGGCUCCAGGCCCAAUGCACAAGUUGCUUCUGAUCAGCAGGCAUCGUUACCCGUUGCACAGACUAUGGUGAGGGUUGAAGUCCACGUAUCAGCAGAAAUCCAAGAAGGACCCUGUGGAAUUCAGCCUGCUAGAGGGAUCCCACUGGAKACUGGGGUGCUUUCUCUCACAGAUGAGGUUGCAGCAAAAAGUGUUUCAGAGGACCUGUGUGCUGAAAAGCCUCACCAGGAUGUGUCUAUGCAGAAUGCAGCCGAGUCCCCAGCUGCCCCAGGCACCACGGGGGAGUUGGAGCCYUCUGUGAGGACUGCAGAGGCUAGAGAGGGUGUUAUGGAUUUGCAGAGCUCUGCAGAGGAGCAGAUGGUAGAUGAGAGAGCCUGCUGUGCUGCUGCACUCCUACCUGACCCCCACACAGAACAAGACACAGAAGCUUCUGCUGCUGAGAAUGGGGAAGAAAGUUCUUUGGAGUCAGAGCAAGCUGGACAAAUGACURAUAUCUCUGAUGGGCAGACAUCAAAAGAGAUCCCGUGCUGUCAGGCAGGAACCCGGCAUGAGCAAGAGGUGAAAGCUGACAUGGAGGGGGAACUGGUCUGCUGUGGAGAGUGCAACGGAGCACCAAAGGAGCCUGAGAUGGGGUGCAGCGAGCGCCCAGCACACUGAGGGCUUCCCUACAGCCCAGCCACUGAAUGUGUUGCCCCAGGCCUGCAAGAGACUGAGGGGUGCGUGCCAAAGAGGGCCCUUGACCCUAAAGGACCCACAGAUUAUAAAGUCUAUUUUGGAAAAUGGUGCUGCACUGGAAGAACUGAUAGUAGCACAGGGUGCAGAGAAUUUCUAACCCGUUUUCUUCUCUGCUUGGGUGGGUAAACAAAGUGUGUUUUGGUACAAAAAGUGUAACAGUGUUAAUGAUUCUCUUUUUUCCCUCCAUGGGCACCUAUAGUCUAGCUAGUGCUAUGCACUUCAUAACUGUGUCCCCCUGCACCACUGCCCAAGGAGUACCCAAGCAGGAAGUAUUAAUUGCACUUGUCUGUAUAUAUACACCUCCUGUCACUGCUACUCUUAAACCAACCAUGCUGAAUGCUCUGUGGAUAGCAAAGCCUGUGCUGUAACUUGAAUCAAUAAAUGGGUGCAUUUUAACACUUGUUGCUAUCAA